CGGAGUCCAUCCAAAACCCUAAAACCCUCACCCUCGCACCGUCGCCACCGACCGGCCGAAUCGAUCACGCCGUACACCAUGCCUACCUCCUCGCACGAGGCCGGAGACAGCCUUCCCUCCGUAUCCGCUUCCUCCAUCGUCGCUAGCGCCGUGUGCGGUUACCACUUGCUCAAGAUCGUCAGCUACUCGCGCACCAAGGAGGUCCCCAAUGGUAAGUCGAUCGAGUCUAGCCCGUUCCAGCUGGGAGGCCGCACAUGGCAUCUUCGUUACUAUCCCAACGGGAACAAGAAAGGAGAUACCGAUUACAUAUCCGUUUUUCUCGUCUUGGAUGAUGCCGUCACGGAGGCCGAGGCCGUGAAGGCACAAGCUAAGUUCAGCUUACUCGACCAACAGGGGAAUCCUGUGCCGUCCUACACCGAACGUACCACCACCAACAACUACGCUGUGAAUAAAACUUGGGGAUAUGAUAGGUUCAUCAAAAGGGAUGAAUUAGAGGAAUCAGAGCAUCUCAAGGACGAUUCCUUCACUAUCAAGGUCGACAUCACUGUCCUAGGCUUGUUCCACGGGCAGGUGACUCCAUCCAUCGUGGUACCGCCGUCUGACUUGCACCAGCACUUAGGGGAUCUCCUGUCAAGCAAGGCGGGCGCCGAUGUCGAAUUCCUAGUCGGCGGUGAGACUUUCUCUGCGCACCGGUACGUGCUCGCGGCGCGCUCUCCUGUUUUCAAAGCAGAGUUCUUUGGUUCCAUGGAGGAGAGCACCACCAAAAAUGCCAUACGUAUAGAUGACAUGGAGGCACAGGUGUUCAGUGCUCUGCUUACUUUCAUGUAUACGGACACGUUGCCGGAUAUGAAGCAAGAAGAAGAAUAUCACAUGGCUCAACAUUUGCUUGUCGCAGCUGACAUGUAUGAUUUGGGGAGGUUGAAGCUGAUUUGUGAAGAUAAACUGAGCAAUCAUAUCGAUAGGAGCUCCAUGGCGGCCAUGGUGACAUUGGCGGAGCAGCAUCACUGCCAUGGGCUUAAGAAAGCAUGUUUGGUAUUCCUCAGCUCGUCAGCGAAUCUGAAUGCGCUCAUCGAGUCUGAAGGCCUUGAGUUUUUAACCAAGCACUGCCCUGGUCUUUUGAAGGAUCUCCUCUUGUCCAAGGUUGUAGCUUGUUGACUUGGGAGAAGAAAAUCAAGGGCAUGGACAUGGCUAGGUUUCGACGCAUGCAUGCAUGCAUGACAAGUGCAAUUCUAUUCAGAAUGUUACUCAGAAAAGUCUGGAAUGUUACUCAGAAUGGAUACGAAAUGACCUAAUACUAUUUGUAGUCUUUUUGUCACAAGGAUGCGAUGUACCUCGGUUCUUUUAGGUUUUU
This is a messenger RNA of Triticum aestivum (bread wheat), 1351 nucleotides long. Its product is annotated as BTB/POZ and MATH domain-containing protein 1-like. Gene Ontology annotation, biological process: protein ubiquitination. Gene Ontology annotation, molecular function: protein binding. Bases 79 to 1155 code for a protein of 358 amino acids. The record is from RefSeq and is a predicted model, not a curated record. NCBI's taxonomy places the organism in Eukaryota, Viridiplantae, Streptophyta, Magnoliopsida, Poales, Poaceae. The transcript has a single exon.